Molecule: messenger RNA, 2814 nt
Organism: Verticillium dahliae VdLs.17
Lineage: Eukaryota; Fungi; Ascomycota; Sordariomycetes; Glomerellales; Plectosphaerellaceae
Product: ATP-dependent protease La 2
Exons: 3
Coding region: 1-2814 (937 amino acids)
Biological process (GO): protein targeting to peroxisome; protein processing; protein catabolic process
Cellular component (GO): peroxisomal matrix
Molecular function (GO): serine-type endopeptidase activity; ATP-dependent peptidase activity; ATP hydrolysis activity
Source: RefSeq, a predicted model, not a curated record
AUGGCGCGUACCCCAGACUCGACCGUCCCCGUCAUUCCUCUCGCCCGAGGCACCAUCCUCCUCCCCGGCAUCACCCACCGCGUGCCCGUCUCCGCCUCUCGCCCCGACAUUCCCGCCCUCCUCGCCAACGUCUACACCCGUGCCGCCGCAGCAGGGCCCAACGCCCGCAUCGACGCUGUGCCCAUUGUCUGCGUGCCCGUCGCCUCCCCUUUCGUCGGCCCCAACGGCCAGCUCCUCAUCGACAGCGCCGAGUCCGUCGACGAGUCCCAGAUCAAGCAGAUCAACCCCGGCUCCGCAACAAAGGAUGACCUCUUCAACUAUGGCGUCGCCGCCCGCAUCACCGGCAUCGAAGGCCGCGGCACCGCCGAGUUUGCCUUGCGAGUCGAGGGCGUCGCGCGGGUCCGCGUAGAAAAGGUCACACAGGAGCGCCCCUACUUUGAGGCGACCGUCAGGCACUACCCCGACGUCGUCACGGCCGACGCCCAGCUGCAGGAGCUCUUUGGCCUGAUGAAGCUGCGCUCGCGCGAGCUCGUCCUGACCCUCCGCAUCUCUUCCCUCCUGCCGACGCCGCGCAAUGCCGAGAACCCCGGGCUCUCGCCCCUCAUCAUCCGACGCCUGGAGAUGUUCAUCAUGAAGAAGGAGGUCAAGGACGCCGGUUCGCUGGCCGACUUUAUGACCAACAUUGUCGAGGCGUCGUACGAGCAAAAGCUAGAGGUGCUGGCAGCCCUCGACAUCAAAGUCCGCAUGGCCAAGGUCAUCGAGCUGCUUGAUCGCCAGGUCAGUGGCCUGAAGAACAGCUUCAAAAUCACCGCCUUCACAAAUGUACCCGUCCAGGUGCUCGACAAGCUGCACGACAGGUCACCAAAGAGGCGAGGAGCAGGGCCCGGCGGCAUGCCUGUGCCGCCCAACGGCUUCUUCCCCCCGGGCGCCAAUGGCAUGAUGGGCGGAGACCAGGACGACGAACAGGAGCCCAACGAGCUGGACGAGUUGAAGAAGAAGCUCGAUGCUGCCCGGCUGCCCCCUGAAGCCACAAAGGUUGCCGACCGGGAGCUGCGGCGCCUCAAGAAGAUGAUGCCUGGCAAUCAAGAGUUCCAGGUGACGAGGACGUGGCUAGAGGUGCUCUCUGAGAUUCCCUGGUCCGCGACAACCGACGACCGCCUGGGCCCUGAGACACUGGUUCGGGCGCGGAAGCAGCUCGAUGAUGAUCAUUACGGUCUUGACAAGGUGAAGAAGCGCCUUGUCGAGUAUCUUGCCGUUCUGCGCCUGAAGCAGUCUGUCAACGAUGAAGUCGACGAGCAGAUCCGCAAGGCCGAGGAGGAAUCCGUGGCUCUCAGCACCGGCAAGGAGACGGAGGAGAACAAGCCGGCAAACGACGCUGACCUCGAGGAGAAGGUCAGUAACGCACAUGCGAAGCUGAACGUACUCCGCUCUCGCCGCAUGACCGACAAGUCGCCCAUCAUGCUGCUCGCCGGGCCUCCCGGUGUCGGCAAGACCAGCUUGGCCAAAUCGAUCGCCACGGCGCUUGGCCGCAAAUUCCACCGAAUCUCUCUGGGGGGCGUUAGGGACGAGGCCGAGAUUCGCGGCCAUCGCAGGACUUACGUGGCCGCUAUGCCCGGCUUGAUCGUCCAGGGACUGCGGAAGGUUGGCGUCGCGAACCCCGUGUUCCUGCUCGACGAGAUCGACAAGCUGGGCAUGUCCAACAUGCACGGCGAUCCCUCAGCCGCCAUGCUCGAGGUUCUCGACCCUGAGCAGAACAUAAACUUUACUGACCACUAUGUCGGUAUGCCCAUCGACCUCAGCAAGAUUGUCUUCAUCGCGACUGCCAACAGCCUCGACACGAUCCCAGCCCCGCUGCUCGACCGCAUGGAGACCAUCUACCUACCUGGCUACACGACGCUUGAGAAACGUCAUAUCGCCAUGCAACACCUCGUGCCCAAGCAGAUCCGUGUCAACGGCUUGGCUGAGGAUCAGAUCAACUUCAACAAGGAGGUUGUUUCCAAGAUUAUCGAGUCGUACACGCGCGAGGCAGGAGUCCGUAACCUGGAACGCGAAAUCGGCUCCGUGUGUCGCGCAAAGGCAGUGGACUUUGCCGAAGCCAAGGACGGCGGACAGCUCGAGACAUACCGGGCCCAGCUGACUGUCGACGACAUUGAGACGAUUCUCGGCAUUGAGCGCUUCGAGGAAGAAAUUGCCGAGACGACCAGCCGGCCCGGCAUCGUCACUGGCCUCGUCGCGUACAGCUCUGGGGGCAACGGCAGCAUCCUGUUCAUCGAGGUUGCCGACAUGCCGGGUGACGGCAGGCUGCAGCUUACCGGCAAGCUGGGCGAUGUCCUCAAGGAGAGCGUCGAGGUGGCCCUGUCUUGGGUCAAAGCCCACGCCUUUGAGCUGGGUCUCACGUCGGACCCGACGACCAACAUAAUGAAGGAGCGCAGCAUACAUGUGCACUGUCCCUCGGGCGCCAUUCCCAAGGAUGGUCCCAGCAGCGGCAUCGGGCAGGCGAUUGCCCUCAUUUCGCUUUUCUCCGGCAAGAGUGUGCCACCCACCAUGGCCAUGACGGGCGAGAUAUCUCUGCGCGGCCGAGUCACCGCCGUCGGCGGCAUCAAGGAGAAGCUCAUUGGGGCCCUCCGCGCAGGUGUCAAGACGGUGUUGCUCCCCGCCCAGAACCGCAAGGACGUCAAGGAUCUUCCACAGGAGGUCAAGGACGGGCUCGAGAUUCUCCAUGUCAGUCACAUUUGGGAGGCCGUCCGACUUGUCUGGCCCGAAUCGCAGUGGCCAGGCUUGGAGCACUACGCCGCCAUCGAGAGCCGUCUCUGA